Tuber melanosporum (Perigord truffle) is the source of this 3375-nucleotide messenger RNA. RefSeq lists its product as uncharacterized. Lineage: Eukaryota; Fungi; Ascomycota; Pezizomycetes; Pezizales; Tuberaceae. The record is from RefSeq and is a predicted model, not a curated record. Gene Ontology annotation, molecular function: clathrin-cargo adaptor activity. Gene Ontology annotation, cellular component: AP-2 adaptor complex; membrane coat. Bases 280 to 3030 code for a protein of 916 amino acids. Gene Ontology annotation, biological process: intracellular protein transport; clathrin-dependent endocytosis. The transcript is spliced from 9 exons.
GUUGAUAUCGUGGCCGCCCCCAUCAGAUACUCUGAGCGUGUUGUUGAGACCGAGACAGAGAACUACUUGCCCGGACAAAUUGCAUCACCCCUGGAGAUCGCUGGAAGCUAUUUUCAGUAACCUACCGAAGGCCGCUUACUUCCCAAAGCCUUGGGCCGAAAUUGGAUCCCAAGCUGGACACGGUCAACCGAGUCAAACAUCCGAAACACCCCGGAGUGCCCAGUGCCCUAGCCAUUCUAAUUCCCCCGAUUACUUCCUGCUCUUUGGGCGUCCACCGAGAUGUCGUCUAUGCGCGGUUUGGUGCAAUUUAUUGCCGAUUUAAGGAAUGCCCGAGCCAGAGAAUUGGAAGAGAAACGGAUAAACAAAGAAUUGGCGAAUAUACGGGUGGCUAACAAGAAAUAUGUUUGCAAGCUCCUCUACAUCUACAUCCUUGGAUGGAAUGUCGAUUUCGGCCACUUGGAGGCUGUUAACUUGAUAUCCGCUACGAAGUACUCCGAGAAACAAAUCGGAUACCUUGCCGUCACUCUGUUCCUCAACGAGAAACACGAUUUCUUACACUUGGUGGUGAAUAGCAUAAAGAAGGAUUUGCUGGACCACAAUGAGUUGAAUAACUGCCUAGCCCUGCAUGCCAUUGCAAAUGUUGGUGGUCGUGAGAUGGGAGAAGCAUUGAGUCCUGACGUUCAUCGAUUGUUGAUCUCGCCGACAUCGAAAUCAUUUGUCAAAAAGAAAGCGGCGUUAACGCUUCUCCGGCUUUACCGGAAAUAUCCUGGCAUCAUCCAAAACGAAUGGGCCGAGCGGAUAAUCUCAUUGAUGGAUGACCCUGAUCUUGGUGUUGCUCUUUCGGUCACUUCUCUUGUAAUGGCUUCGGUUCAGGACAACCCUGAUGUGUAUAAAGGCAGCUAUGUCAAGGCAGCACAUAGGUUAAAGCGGGUGGUUGUCGAUAAUGAGUACACGCCCGAUUAUGUCUACUACAAGGUUCCAUGUCCAUGGAUUCAGGUCAAGCUUUUGCGCUUGUUGCAAUAUUAUCCCCCAUCGGAUGAUAUAAAUACCCAAAAUAUGAUUCGGGAGUCUUUGCAAAGAAUUCUUGAUACGGCUUCCGAUGCCCCGAAAAAUGUGCAGCAGAAUAAUGCGCAGAAUGCUGUUCUAUUCGAGGCUAUCAACCUUGCAAUUCACCUAGACUCAGAAACCGGUCUCAUGACGCAAAUCGCUGUGCGUUUAGGAAGAUUUAUUGUUUCGAAGGAGACCAACGUGCGAUAUCUUGGACUUGAAGCAAUGACACAUCUUGCGGCUCGAUCGGAGACUCUAGAGCCAAUUAAAAAACACCAGAGUACAAUUAUAGCUUCUCUUCGAGAUCGUGAUAUUAGUGUGCGAAGAAAGGCAUUGGAUCUCCUUUAUAGCAUGUGCGACCCAACCAACUCUCAACCCAUCGUGUCCGAAUUGUUGAAAUACCUGCAGAGUGCCGAUUUUGCAAUCCGAGAAGAAAUGGUACUCAAAAUUGCAAUCCUCACAGAGAAAUAUGCUACCGAGUUUCGCUGGUAUGUUGAUAUCUCCCUGAGGCUGAUCAGCAUGGCCGGUGAUCAUGUGAGUGAUGAGGUAUGGCAACGGGUGAUCCAGAUCGUCACCAACAAUGAGGAGCUACAGGUGUAUGCUGCCCAGAAUAUCUUACAGCACGUCAAGGGAAUGCAGUGUCACGAAACUUUGGUCAAGAUUGGAGGUUACCUAUUGGGGGAGUUUGGUCAUUUGAUAGCCGAUAACCCGGGCUGUAGCCCGAUUGAACAGUUCAUGGCCCUUCAGUCGAAGUUUAAUGGAUGUUCCUCUGCCACCCGAGCGAUCCUUUUAUCAACUUACAUCAAAUUCAUAAACCUGUUCCCCGAAAUAAAACCCCAGCUGAUUCAAAUAUUCAACGCUUACAGCCACACACUCGACCCAGAGCUUCAGCAGCGUGCUUGUGAGUACUUAGCGCUCGCAUCACUUCCGUCUGAUGAUCUGUUACGUACUAAACAUGCCGGAACGAGCGAUAAACGGACGUGGGUCAUCGGAGGUAAGGAUGCAAACGCUGACAAAAAGGAAUUCGCCCUUACUCUCAACACUGGGCUUAAGCGGCCCUUCACGAAUGGCGCAGCGACCCCCACUGCAAGCGACGGAGGCUUGACGAGCCUUGCAAAGACUGCGGUGCUUGCUCCAGCCCAGGAGCUCGCCGGUUUGGAUCUGAAUGGUGAACCUCCGAAGAAGGCAGCCAUCAACCUUGCAAGCGCCACCCACCUGAGCCCUGAUUGGCAUCUUGGCUAUAAUCGCCUAGUGAUUCGCUCAGAAGGCGUUUUAUACGAGGAUGUGCAGAUUCAAGUAGGACUAAGGUCAGAAUACCGCACUAACAUGGGAUGUGUGAUCCUAUACUAUACCAACAAAUCUUCCGUAGCAAUUGGAUCUUUUACAGCUACAAUUAAUAAUAACUCCCCCGGACUAGUAACCAUUAUCACGCAAAACACGCCCGAUCCUAUUGUCCCCGCGGACGGCCAGAUUCAACAGACCCUAAUGUUAGAAAGUACAGGCGUCUUCCCCGAGGCACCAACAAUACGCAUUUCUUACCUCGCUGGUGCAUUACAAGCUCUGACUCUCAAACUGCCUGUGAUUCUUACAAAGUUCAUGGAGCCGGCGGACCUGUCGUCUGAGGACUUUUUCAAGAGGUGGAAGCAGAUUGGCGGGGCUCGUGAGGCCCAGAAAGUAUUCGGAAUAGCGGUUAAGGGUCACACGAUUGAGCUAUCGAGAACCAGGAAGGUCCUUGAGGGUUUCCGCUGGGGUGUAUUAGAUGGUGUGGAUCCUAACGGGAAGAAUUUUGUCGGAGCAAGCGUAUUACACACUACUGGUGGAAAGUUUGGCUGUCUAUUGAGGUUGGAGCCAAAUUUGGAGACUAAGAUGUACCGACUCACCAUCCGAGCAACAGACGAGGGGGUGCCUCCGCCAAUGCUCAGGGUUAUGGAGGACAAAUUAUCGUUGGGAUCGCCGCUACCGGACUAUAGUAAUGGGAAUUGAGAACAAUAUUUAAAUGAAUAGUCAGCACUUUUUCCUCCACCUUUUCCUCUGCUUUUUCGUUUGCAGCGUCCUCAGUCAAUUUGUUUGAGACCCGGCGCUGGAAUUUUGCUUUAUAGAUUUUUCUUGGUCUACGUUCAAUGGUGUGACGAGGGGAUCCGUGUGUGGGGGUAUUUCACUGGGGUUGGUGCCUGGGCAUGAGACUAAGAGCGGAUGGCGACGGGAUGUGAGGGAGGGAUUAUGCCUAUUUACAAUAGUACCUCAGCUCAAGGAGCGGGGGAAAGGGGGAAUCUCGGCAGCAAUCGCCGGUUAAUUAGGGUUAUAAUUAAUUUACCUUUGGCCAUUUCA